GCGAGUGACACGACCAUUGGACGAGAGGCGUUAAAUUCAGUCCCGAGGAGGAGGGCGAGAGAGGCUGAAGUUCUUUGUUGCGAGUAUCGAUUUCAGGAAACUAGUUGCACUUUGCUGUUGCCUUGGCGCUGCCCUCGGAGAGCGGAGAGCGGAGAGCCGCCGGCCGCGUCGCCGGGAGCACCCGAGAGCGAGGUGGGUUGGAGACCUCUGCCUUGGCCGCGCUCAGCACCAUCGCACUCUCUCCCAGCAAGAACCAGCCUUACGCCAUCGCAAGCCAAUUGACCUCACGGUCUGGGAUUAUAAUUUCUCUUUUAGCAACGGGCAGAGGGGGAAUUCUUGCCUCUUGGCAUCGCGGAGCCGGUUGGAACAGAAAUCUCGCUGUGUGUUUGUUUUCUCUGCCCUGUCUCUCUCUCUCUCCUAGCUCCGGCUUCCUCGCCCCUUGGGAGAGACCCAGAGAGGGGGACGGGAGGUCCAUAAUCAAGGCACCAUGCACUCCAGCGUCCGGAGGUGAAUUGGCUGCUACGGACGGUUGCAUUAAGACACAGAGAGGUUGUUAGAGGAGGGUAGGAGACCUGAAAGGCUAUGGCUAAGAAUUCACCGGACGGGUCCAAGGAAGAUCUGUCGAAGAUAGCGGACGAGGAGCUGGUGAAAUGGGGCAAGGCGGAGCUGGUGAAGAGGCUGCGGCGCACGGAGAGCGAGAGGAUGAGCCUGAUGCUGGAGCACGGCAACUUGAUGAAGGAGGUGAACCGGCGCCUCCAGCUGCACCUCCAGGAGAUCCGGGGACUCAAAGACAUCAACCAGCGGUUGCAGGACGACAACUCCGAGCUGCGGGAGCUCUGCUGCUUCCUGGACGACGACCGGCAGAAAGGCAAGAAGCUGUGCAGGGAGUGGCAGAGGUUCGGCCGCUUCGCCGCCAGCCUGUUGUGGAGGGAGCUGGGCACCUACCAGCAGAAGUUGGCCGAGCUGGAGCGCAGGCAGGACGCGCUGCUGGCCGAGAACCUGGAACUGAAGGAGAUCGCGCUGAUGCUGGAAGAGGAGCGGAGCGGGGCGGGCAGCCGGAGCUCCAUCGACAGCCAGACCAGCCUGAGUAACCUGAACGGCGGAUCCGGGCCCCGGGACGUGGGGGACGGCAGCAGUACCUCCAGCACCGGCAGCGCCGGCAGCCCCGACCACCACCAGCACCCCAGAGCGGCGGACAAGGGAGCCCCGCUCAAAAGCUCCAGCGACGACCUCUCGGGACCCCCUCAUCACCACAGGAGCAUUCCCAACGGGCUGAAUGAUCCUGCUUCAGCCUAUAUCAGACAACUGGAAAACAAAGUCAAGUUUCUGGAAGAAGAUAACAAGAUCUUAUCACAGGACUGUUCUCCAGAGCACAACUCGUUCCUUUCUGGUUUAAGCUCGGGGAGAUCUGUCAGACCGUCCUAUGUGAUCAAGCAGUCAAGUGCCGGUGAUCUGAAGGCCAUCCGUAAGACUUACCCAGCGCCGCUCAAGUCAGAGUCUCCACAUUCUUCACCACUGCCACCACCAUUUCAAGAACCAACACAAAAUGGCCCCCCUCGGCUGGUAACUGGAGACCCCAACAAUCCAGCGUUGCCACCUGGCUUCAUCCCCAGUGCCCAAAAGCCCGAAGCUGUAGUGCAUGCAAUGAAGGUCCUGGAAGUCCAUGAUAACCUGGACAGGCAGUUACCAGAAGACUGCGAUCAUGACGACUUGAGUGAGAAGGAAAAGGCCAUUGUUCGUGAAAUGUGCAACGUGGUUUGGCGUAAGCUUGGAGACGCGGCUGGCUCAAACCCUUCCAUCAGGCAGCAUCUCUCCGGCAAUCAGUUCAAGGGACCUUUGUAGUGCUGCUGCCCACAAAGCCUGGAUUCCAACAGCCUGUUCCAAGGAUAGAAGGAAGCACUCAUUCAUUGCAUCGGUACACAUGGAUAAACAAGAAAUUUAAUCCUGGCUUUUCACUCACCCUGGCUAUCUCUGCCAUUCUAUAUGUGAAGAAGGGUGUCACCAUGUGCAGGAUGUGCUGGAGACUGCUACAAACAACUGACCACAAUAUAAGUGUAAAUUACUCAUUAUAUAUAGCUGACUGUACACACAACUCUAUUAAGGUGUACUGCACAACAUAAUGCAGUUACAGGCAUUGAUGUGAUGAAGCCUGUGUGGGGAGAUUUAUCUGAAAGGAUUGAUCAGCCUGUAGAUUUGAACUAUCUUCCCCUACUGCUCCUCAACUGUCUCAUCUGUGUGAAUGAUCAAUAUGGCUACAUUAUGAGCAGACUCCUUUGAGUGCAUUGUUUUUCAAUAGAUUCCAAAGGUUGGAAAGUUGUUGGCCGGCGUUGCAAGCAAACCAGGGUCCCAGCAAGAUCCAAGGAGUUUUUCAGCAGGGUCAAUGUGAAAGGGGGUCAUCUUCCCAUGUACAGGAACACCCAGCCAACAAAUACAUUUGCCUCUCAUUGUGCAAAUAUACACUUUUGGUGUGUAGAACUAUAGCUGGUCCUGGAAUAACAAAGUCAUUGACUGGUACAACCCUAACACAAGAGUCCAAACAGAGAGGACUCUCUUGUUCAAAAGUAUGGCCACUGAAGAUAAAGUAUAGUUUUUUAAGGUAUAGAAGUUUAAAGGGACAGUAUUCUUUUCUCUUGAUGGUAUUUCUUGUUGGCAUUAGUUCUGUGCAGACUGUUUUAGGAAACCUGAUUGCUCUGUCUGCUGUAGGAAAGUAUUUGCAGACCCCAGCCAUGGUGUCGGGGAUCACAAUCCAUGUGUUGUUUUUGGAAUGAUGUGGAUGUGAAAUUGAUUAUCAGGUUUUGAAGUAAGACUGAAACACAACUCUUGGCUCCAUAAAAUCAGCUUGAACCAACCAAACCUACCAGUAAAGCUCCAUGGAAGCAUUGUACCUUUGCCUGAUCCCUUGCCUGCUGUGACUUUCGAAGCCCACCCAGAAUAUCAGAUGGAAUACUGCCUCUUUAACAGAUGAUGCUGAGUCUUCAACACUGAAAUGGCUUAAGGUCUGGUGAUACUGUUGCAAGCUGUGGACUUGAAAGUGGCACAGUGCAAUGUUACACCAUGCGAGAGUGACUCACUUCAGCUUAAAUGCUUAUGAUUAGCAGUACUGUUGACCAGGUCACUGACAGUGUCAUGUAGAAUUUCAGGAAUUUUUCCAAUCUGGUUGAAAUAAGAAUGCACAUAGAGGUAACCUGUAAACUAAUGAAUGAGGUUGUUUUCAUAACAUUGGGUGAAAAGAAUUAGUGAUCCUGGAGUAUCUUCACAUCCAAGAUAUAUAAGCAUACUAGUGUGACUGCAAGGAAAAGGUCUGAUGGCCCAGUAAUUUAUUGGGCACCCUUCACCUCUCUCCUGUCCCUGUUCAUUUUCAUAUUGAGCACAUUAUCAUAUGGUAACUAAUGUUUGUGAUAUUCUCACUUAUAUUAGUGGAGGAAAAUUUUGCUGCGCGCACUACAGAUAUGUUUAAAGAUGCUGUUUCUCAGGAUUUCACAUACAGUUAAGUAUUUUGGUGUUCAAUGCUGUUAUUUGUAAUUAGAACCUCUGCAGCCAUACUGUGCACAGCAACAUUCCAGAAGUGUAUCGAGAUAAAUCCCUAGGUAGUCUGUUUUGAAGAUAUGGUUGAAGUAGAAAAGUUAGUCGGGAUUGCUGCCUGAACUUCAGAUAUUGCCAUGGCAUGGUUAACUUUCUAUGUAAAACCCCAAUGGGCACCUCAUUUUAAUAUCCCAUCAGAACAAUGCACCCUCAGUGCAGUACUGGAGUGUUGGUCCAGGUUAUCCAUAGGUGGGCCAUUCAACAUAACUUCUUACAUUAACGUAGUAUCUUUAAUGCUGUAAAUUAUGAUCAGCAAAAUAUUGACUGAGCCAAAGACGAAGACAUGAGGAACGUUUCCACAGAAAGGUAAUUUUUAAGAGUCUGAAGAGAGGAGAGAGAGUGGGUUCUAGGGUUUGGUGCUUGGGCAGCCAAUAUUGGGGUGAGGGAAGUGGGACAGAACUGGAGGUACAGGGAGAUCUCACAUAACUGUGGUGAUUCAACAUUGUGGCUCACCACCUCAUUUUGAAGGGCAAUUAGAGAUGGGCAGUAAAUGUUUGUUCUCCCAAAGGUGCCCACAGUCUAAAAGUUAAUUACUUUCCAACAUGACAUCUAGAAGUGCUGCCGAAUUUAUGCAAUGACUUUGAUCCAAGAUACAGUACAUCAAAAUAAAGCAAUGUUAUGGGUGGGGUUUUCUGCAGAGUUUUCUGCCAAGUUGCUGCAGUUUUUCAUCUCUGUCAACUCCAUUGUUCACACUUGGAGCACUUGAAGAAUUGCUUAACAUUUGACGAAUCAAUCUCUUACACAUUUCCCCCAUCCCUGCUCCCUUUCCCCCAAACCUCCCUCCACCACCCCGACCUCAAGGCAUCACGAGCCAAACAAACAUUUAAAUUUGUUUCAACAAACUGGCUUUUUAUAUUUAUGUUCAAUACAGACAACACAAGUCAUAAUAAAUUGAAUCUAUCUCUGCAUCUGCCUGGUUUGAUUAUGUAGUCACUUGACUGCCAUUCCCAAGUGAUUUGUGGUUGGGAGUGUGUUUAUUUUGCUGGUUUUGAUUUGCCUGCACUGGGAGUCAGUGCAUUUCCAGUGAAAUCUGACCUGAGAAUGAGAAUCUGAAGCAAAUCCGUAGAAAAAAUAUGCAGUCCCACUGCUCCAUCAUAUAAACUUUGGAGACCUACCUUGGAUCAAAAUCAUUCUUUAAAGAGUCAAUCACCACUUCCAAAUUACAAUCAGACGAUAAUAUUUAUGCAGUGUCUCUUGUUCUGUACAAUUAGCGGAAGGCUGCACUAAGAUUGACCUAAUGUAUGCUGAAAAUAAAUUUGCUGGGAAAUGGGACAGGGAGCAAGAGAGCCCAAAGUAUGAUCUGCAGUCCACUCUCAGUUGGUUAUCAAGUGAGGUAAAGACUUCACCUUCAGUAUCUGCAUCUCUUGAUUAGGAUGUAAUUAUUGUGUGCGCUAGAGAGAUCCCUGCAGUAGUCAUACUGGCUGCAUCUUAGGUGAUGAAGUGUCAUUUAAAGGGUAGUACAGUGACACAGCUAUUGGCAUUGUUGCCUCCCAGCUCUUGGGUUUGAUCAUGACCUUGUGUGCUUCUGUGUGGGGUUUCUACAGCCACCCUGUUGAUUAUAUUGGUUUCUGCUGGUUGCUCUGGUUUCCUCCGAUCUUCUAAAGAUGAAAUUGGCUACUGUAAAUUACCUUUAGUGUAGGUAAUUAGCAAAAGAAUUGAAGGAGAGGUGGUGAGCAUGUAAGAGAAUAAUUUGCAGGGCUACAGGGAACUACGGAGAGAGGGAGUGGGAAUGAUGCCAUUGCUCUACUGGGAGAUGGCAGGGACCUGAUGGGCCAAAUAGCCUCUUUUUGCAUCAUCAUAAAUAAGUACGGUGGUGCACAGGAGAGUUGCAAUGAUGGAUCCUAGCAUUUUCUGUGUCAGAGGGACAGUAAGAGGGGAAUGAAAACCAUGGCUCAAGAUUUACAAGCACAGAUACACAAUACGACUGCCAACACAACACUGAUAGAUUCACAGAGUUUCCCAAAGAAUCUGGGAGGAUGAUCAUUUUUUCCGCAGGAAGAGAAACCAACCACUACCAAUUAGUGCGGAGUGACAAAGUCAGUAAGUCAGGUAGUGGAAGAUGAAAGACAAUAUGGGGAAAUCUAAUGCCAAAACUGAAUUUGAACAAUCAAAUUUUAAAAUGGUGUGCCCUUCCCUGUUAAUGUAUGCAUAAGGACUGUUGGUGAGAACCUGCUACUAAAUGUGUGUCACUCCCGGGAAAGCCUUUGGUGCUUGCAUUAUCUUGGAUUAGGAUUCUGGUGGGGGUUACAUCAUGGAGUUCAAACCAGCUACAAAGUUCACAGUGGGAAGCAAUCUUCUAGGGCGAUCGAGACUCUGGAAGAUACAAGACUGGUGUGUGGGCUCUUCGGUGUUUGGUUACAGUCUCGUUCCAGCCACUUUGUUCUGAAAACAACUUCAUCAUCUGUUGGUCUAAAGCAAAGGACAAUGACAUUCUAUUUUCAAUCUGAACUUUGAUUAAACUAGAAUUUUGAUAGUCCAACACUGAUGGCAGCUGCAUAUUUUUGUGCACUAAUGCUUGUAAAUAUACUGUCCAGAAGAUUAUCCAAACCCUAGAGAGUUGAAAGGUUUCUUUUACCUCAGAAUAUAAUAAGUAACAAGCUAUACACUGGAAAAUGGGGAUUUCCCAAUACAAUUUUGUGUUCUGACAGUAUAAUAUUUUAAUAAGACCACAAUAUAAAUUUAUCAUGUUAUAUCAAAUAUAUAUAUAUCUAUAUAUAUGAUAAUGUCAAUGUUUUAUUAUUGAUGAAAAGUUUCUGCCUCUGUCAAGGAUGGAGAGCCUCAGUCCUAUUCUGUUGAUAAUUGUGAUUUGAUUGUUGCAGUGGAUUUAAAAAUAAGCUGGUAUAAAUGCAAUGAUUUUCUUUUUAAUGCCAAUACGUUGAUGUAUUCCAAAGCUCUCUCAAUCCUACCAUCUAAAAGAAAUUAGCCAGAGGAGGAUUUACUCCACUUAUUCCUAAAGAGUGAAAGUUACUGUGGGCAACUCUGAUGCCACUGCUGGCUUCCGUUCUCUUCUUGCCCUCUUUUGUGUUAUUAAUAACAGCCUGUAGAUGAUGUAUUAAGGUUCAUAGAUGGAACUUACUUGGAGAUCCUGAUCCCAUUUUAGACAAGCAUGUACAUUUACUGUCCAGGAAUAAUAAAUGAAUGGCCCUUAAAGUGAAAA
Pristis pectinata (smalltooth sawfish) is the source of this 6739-nucleotide messenger RNA. Its product is annotated as coiled-coil domain-containing protein 85C-like. The transcript is spliced from 7 exons. Gene Ontology annotation, cellular component: apical junction complex. Lineage: Eukaryota; Metazoa; Chordata; Chondrichthyes; Rhinopristiformes; Pristidae. The record is from RefSeq and is a predicted model, not a curated record. The coding region runs from base 583 to 1842 and encodes 419 amino acids.